AUGAUUUAUAUUUUUGGUGGUUAUGAUGGUCAUUCUUGCACAAAUCAAGUACUCCAUCUUGAUAUAUUACAACAUUUUAAUGCGGAGCUUCCGAUAUGGUCCCAAAAUUCGGCUAUUGGUUUCGAAAGUUGUUGGGCAACUACAGUACUAAUUAAUCAUAAUAAUAACCCGACCAUUUAUCUAGUUGGAGGAUUAAUGCAAGAUCCAAAUCAUGAAGAUUCAUUUACUUCAAUGAUAUAUACACUAAAUCUAAAUUCGGGACAAUGGAAUAUACCUGUAACAAGUGGAAUAGUACCGGAAAGACGUAGAGAUAUUCAAGCGGUCGCUGAUCAUAUGGGAAAUGUUUAUAUUUUUGGUGGAGCAGCUGAUAGAUCUGUGGGAUCAGAAGAUACUAAAUUUUUUAAUGAUAUGGUAAUAUUCAAUGCUGAUUAUUUAACAUGGUCAAAUGGUCCUAUUGUCAAUGCGCCUUUAAAACGGCAUGCUUAUACCGCAACUUUAUUAUCAAGUGGCAUAAUUGUAUACAUUGGUGGUCGUGAACAAACAGAUGAUGGAAAUCUACGUGAAGAUUGUUAUCGGGACUAUCGGGAUUCUAGACCGUCAGCAUAUUAUGAUUGA
This is a messenger RNA of Funneliformis geosporum, 615 nucleotides long. NCBI's taxonomy places the organism in Eukaryota, Fungi, Glomeromycota, Glomeromycetes, Glomerales, Glomeraceae. The record is from the annotation of a GenBank genome assembly.